AUGUCCACCCCGUUAUCGUCCGCUCGACCGGGCCCGGGCCCGACCUCCCAGUCCCAGUCUCAGUCCCAGGCCACCGCGUCGGUGGUGAAGUUCCGCUGCCUAUACACACACGACCUGCGCCGCAAAUCCAAACGAUGGCAAGAUGGCUAUCUCCGAUACCAUGCCUUUAACAAGCGUGUUAUGGUGUACGACGAACAGGGGAACUACAUCGGCGAUCAUCACUGGCGGUCAGCCGAGGAAAUCCAGGACGGCGAUGAGCUCGAGCUGGAUAAGGGAGCACUGAUCCAGGUCGGUGAGCGAAUGAGCACAACUCAAACCGAUCUCUCCAACCUCUUCGAGAAGAGGAAGUCCAGUCAGGGCUCGCCGCAGUCCAAUGAUCCAGCAUCGCAAGCACUGCGUGCCUCGACGCCUAUCCGGUCCUCGGGCUCGUCGCAGCCGUUUCGCUCAUUGAACGACCUGCUUGGCAUCAAGAAAACUCCAAUUGGACACCUGGUUUCGCCUUAUGAAGAAAGACACCCGCCUCCGCCGUCAUCGGAUAUCUCCUUGCCGUCCCAACGCGCACCCAAACGACAGAAAGUGACCCCGAUGCAGAGACCAGUGGUCAGCAACAGAAAUGCUCCGGCUGAGGUGGUGGAUUUGACCGAGCCGGAAGAGAUACCUCCAGCUGCGAAAGUACGGAACGUCGCGAAAACACGCGAAAUGCCAAGACCUCAAAACCCAGAGCCCAUCCCGCAGCCUCGGCCGGAGAAGCUACGAGAGGCGCCCAAAGCAACAAAACCACAGAGAUCGGAACCUCCGAAGCCUUCAAUAGCGCCUGAGAAGAUACGCGGUACGCCGAGACAAACAGAACCGCAAAGGCCUGAGCCUCCGCAAUUCGUGAAACCUUCUAUGCCACUUGAGAAGUCACGACAGGCACCCAAGGCAACAAAGCCACAAGUAGCGGAGCCUGCAGAGUUUACAAAUCCUUUUAUCCCUCCCGAAAAGCAAAGAGAUGUGCGAAACACAACGAACACACGGAGGCCUGAACCUCCAACAUUCGUGAAGCCUUCUCUGCCCCCUCCCUCGGCAUCAUCGAGCCGUCUGCCAAAUGCAACGGUCCCUCCAGCAGCUAAAGACGCGCAGUCCGAGCCGCUUGGACUUCGAAAGCUCCCGAAUGAGAACUUACAGCGAAUGUCUCGACCCAUUUCAAACACCUCAUCCUUUGAAGCACCCGUGAAGACAUUGCGCAUGGGCCCAGAGAAACCCCGCAGAAAGCUGAUGUACAGCGCAUUAUUGCCCAGCGACACAUCGCAAAAAUCAUCUCCCUCGCCCUCAAACCCACCUCCAGAAAGAAGCAAACCUAUGCCCAAAAACCUGGAUUCGCAAGCAGUUAACACUCCCGCCCAGGAGCUGAACUCGACCAAUGCCGAAUUUUCACCCUCAGACUCAACGCAAUUCAUUCUUGAUGCGAUGGCAGAUGGCUCAAACCUGGGGACCACAAUGACCCAACCUUGCAAUUUACCUGCACGAAGAGCUCUCGAUGCACCUUUGCGAAAAUCGGUCUCCGAUCCAACCACCUUGACGGCUCAACGCACACUCCAGAGCCGACCAACCCUCAUGCGAAGUGCGAUGAGUGCAGUUCCUGAACAGCCAGAAGUCAAUGAAGAGGGCCCCUGGACGUCUGAAGCACUAGAUCUAUUUGACUUUUGGCCACUGGGGCGCCCGAAGCCCAGUUGA
Messenger RNA from Penicillium cinerascens, 1716 nucleotides. RefSeq names its product DNA helicase ZGRF1-like domain-containing protein. The record is from RefSeq and is a predicted model, not a curated record. The transcript has 2 exons. Lineage: Eukaryota; Fungi; Ascomycota; Eurotiomycetes; Eurotiales; Aspergillaceae. Gene Ontology annotation, cellular component: nucleus; site of double-strand break. The coding region runs from base 1 to 1716 and encodes 571 amino acids. Gene Ontology annotation, biological process: double-strand break repair.